CCACAUUUUCCAGUUAAUGAGUGGCUGUGAGUGGGAUGAGGAGACUGGACAGAUUACUGGCUAUCGACAGUAUGGCUAUGAUGGGGAAGACUUUGCAAUAUGGGACACGGGGACAAACACAUGGAUCCCUGUAAAACAACAGGCUAAAAUUGCUACAGACAUAUGGAACAAUAACAAAGCUGAGUUGGAGUCUAAUAAGAACUACUUCAACCAGAUUUUUCCUGAGUGGCUGAAGAAGUAUGUUGGCUAUGGAAGGAGCUCUCUGAUGAGAACAGAUCUUCCAUCAGUUUCCUUUCUCCAGAAGACUUCCUCCUCUCCAGUCAGCUGCCACGCUACAGGUUUCUACCCGAACAGAGCUGAGAUGUUCUGGAGGAAAGAUGGAGUAGAGGUUCAUGAUGGUGUGGACAAAGGAGAGAUCCUCCCUAACAAUGAUGGGACCUUCCAGAUGAGUGUGGACAUAGAUCUGUCCUCUGUUGCAGCUGAAGACUGGACCAAGUAUGAAUGUGUGUUUCAGCUCUCUGGAGUCAAAGAAGACGUCACCCACAGACUGGAGAAAACAAGGAUCUUGACCAAUGAAUCAAAUACCAUCAAUCUGAUCAUCCCUGUUGUUGUUGCUGUGGUUCUCCUUGGUCUCAUUGGUCUGAUUGGAUUCAUUAUUUACAAGAAGAAGAAGAACGUCAGCCGUUCUCCUCCUCCUGUGGAGAACCCUCAGGCCCCAGAGGAAACCCAGUUUCUUCCAGAACCAUGAAGAAACAGAACCAGGACGACACAAAGAAGUGAGUUGCUGAAUGUUGAACAAAGAUGUUUUUAAUAAACAUAAGACCUGAAUGUAACAUUUUAUUUCCUGUAAAAGUUUGAGGCAUGUUUGAAAUUGAAAAAUGUUUGAUCAUUUUAAAUUGGACAUUUAUUAUCAUGGUCAUUUUUUAAGGUGAUAAUUUGAUAAACUUUUAUAACAGUUUGUCAGAUAAAUCAAUGGAACAAUUUCUGGUAGAAAUAUUGAAUCUACUUUUAGAGGACGGUUAGUCAGCUUUACUUUUUGGAAACGAUCAUGGAUAUGACUAAACUAUUUUGUUUAUUUAGCAAGUAACUUAUUUUUAUUAAAAACACGUCUUUAUGGAUCAUAUGGAAUAACUCAAUAUUAAAAAAGAAAAUUAUGUAACAAUUUUAAAUUGAGGCAGUUCUGUUUUACAAUCUAUGGAUCGUUGAGAAUUUAAUAUUAAAUAAACAAGUUGUGAUUUUAUUACAGCUGUUGGGUUCUGUAGCUUUUAAUGGACAUUAUUUAGUUUAACUUAUUAAUUUCUAGCAUUUUGUUUUAACUAAAUCUUUGUCAUUUUGUCUCUGUAGGUUUAUGAAUAAAGUUUUAAACAAACAAGAGCACCACUUUAAUUAUUAUUGGUAAAAUGUAAUUCAAGUCAAAUUUUAACAGAUGUUUUAUGGAUCCAGUUAUAAAAUUGAUAAAUAUUGUACAAUACAUUAAUUGGUUUAAAUGCUAUUAAAUCAAACAGGAAUUAUUGAUGAUAUUUUUCUUGUCUGGAAAGACGUAAACGAUUAAACAAAACAAAACUUUUCAUCCAAACACAAAUAUUUUGACCAACAAUUUAUCUGGAAAAAUCAAACAUUUUAUCUCACUUCAUAUUGUCUCUGGUUUCUGGGUUUUCUUAUAUAUAAAUAAAUCACUAAUGAAUGAUGUUACACAUGUAGAUUUACAUAAACAGACUAAUUUCAUUUUUUAUUCUGCAUUAGAAAUGUAUUGUUAGAAUGAUGCCUUUUAUUCCGUUGGAUGAAAAUAUUUGUAUGACAGUAAAUAAAACCUUGAAUAUUAAUCAGAAUUACAUGGAAGAUAAAACAGUGUGAGAUAGUUAGUGUAACAGUAAGUUGUGUUUAUGUGUUAAACUGUUCUGAUCCAAUCAACUACCGAUACAUUAAUCCCUCUAGCUGUCAGAUAUUCAUAACAACUGUUUAAAUUCCUUUAUAAAUGUUUUUGAGGGUAAAUUUUAUAUUUUCUGUUAAAACACUUUUAUCAAAAUUUUUAUAGGUUAUUCUGUCUCUUCAGAUAUUUCUGUUUAAUGUAUUCUUUAAAACAUAUUGUGUAAGGAACAUAUUUUUGCUAUUUUAAAGACAUCUGUUACAUAAUUUCUUGUGUUGGGUUUAGUAUACUGGUGUUGUGUUGAAUCCAUCCCAGUAAAUUUAGUUUGCUUUUAAAUAAAUUUCCACCAAAUCCAA
Girardinichthys multiradiatus is the source of this 2223-nucleotide messenger RNA. RefSeq names its product major histocompatibility complex class I-related gene protein-like. The transcript is spliced from 5 exons. Bases 17 to 748 code for a protein of 243 amino acids. NCBI's taxonomy places the organism in Eukaryota, Metazoa, Chordata, Actinopteri, Cyprinodontiformes, Goodeidae. Gene Ontology annotation, biological process: immune response. The record is from RefSeq and is a predicted model, not a curated record. Gene Ontology annotation, cellular component: external side of plasma membrane.